GGCGGGGAAAUUAUUCACACACACACACCGCACUUUAGCUAUUGCACUGCACUUAAGCCUUAUAAGAGUGGGACACAGAGAGAGAGAGAGAGAGAGAGAGUGGAAACGGAGGAGGAGCACUUCUUCACAGCAAAGUGCUACUCCUACGUCGAAAGCUUCUCCACCUUUCCUUUUUCCUCCUUAUUUAAGGCGGCUCCGUACUCGGAUUCUCUCCGAGUUUCCAGAAGUUUCACAGUAUCUGUAAAUGCCGGUUUAAUUUGCUAUUGCUGUCAUCAUGGAUGACUAGGCCAGUCAGCUGCUAUAGAGCAAAUUUGGUUACUUUCUAUGUAAAGGAAAAAAGGGAAGUAUAUUUGUUGACUACAGAAGUGUUGUUCAUAUGGCAAGGAGAUAUGGGCCUUAUUUUGAUCCUGAAUAUGAAACCUUAAGUAUCAGAAUAAACCCUCCAAGGGUAUCUGUGGACAAUGUGAGUUGCAAAGAAUGCACUCUAGUGAAGGUUGACAGUGUCAACAGACCUGGAAUACUGCUGGAAGUGGUGCAAAUCCUAACAGACCUUGAUCUUGUAAUUACCAAAGCCUACAUAUCCUCUGAUGGCGGGUGGUUCAUGGAUGUAUUUCAUGUUACUGAUCAACACGGCAAGAAAGUUACAGACAGCAGCACUAUCGGUCAUAUAGAAAAAGCUCUAGGACCUGAAGGUUACACAUCAGGCAUAUUGAAGACUUGGCCAGGUAGAAGGGUAGGAGUGAACUCUGUGGGAGAUUACACCACCAUUGAGCUUAUAGGAAGCGAUCGUCCGGGUCUUUUAUCUGAAAUUUCUGCUGUACUAGCCAAUCUUCAUUUUAAUGUCGCUGCUGCUGAGGUUUGGACCCAUAAUAGGCGCACAGCAUGUGUUCUUUAUGUCAAUGAUAAUUGUUCAUCACUUGAUGUGGAUGAAGAAUCCAGAUUAUGUGUCAUGGAAGAGCAACUCAAUAACAUACUUCGUGGAUGUGAGGAUGAUGAGAGUGGGGCUCAUGCUACUUUCACAGUUGGUAGUACUCAUGUUGAUCGGCGGCUUCAUCAGAUGUUCUUUGCUGAUAGGGACUACGAAGGUGGUUGUCUCGAAAUGGAGAUAGAAUACCCUCCUAACUUCAAACCAGAAGUCAGAAUUGAAAGCUGUGUCGAGAAAGGGUACUCAGUGGUCAAUGUAAGUUGCAAGGAUAGACCAAAGCUUAUGUUUGACAUUGUAUGCACCCUCACAGACAUGCAGUAUGCUGUUUUCCAUGCCACUAUCUCAUCGAAUAUUUUAUCCGCCACAUGGAUGGUUGCACUCUGGAAUCUGAAGAGGAGAAGGAAAAGGUUGUGAAGUGUCUUGAAGCUGCGAUUCGGCGAAGGAUAAGUGAGGGUUUUAGUCUAGAGUUAUGUGCCAAGGACCGAGUUGGCUUACUUUCUGAAGUUACGAGAGUCCUACGAGAAAAUGGGCUAUCAGUGACUAGAGCUGGUGUCACAACUAUCGGGGAGAAAGCAAAGAAUGUCUUCUACGUACGAGAUGCAUCUGGAAACCCUGUAGAGAUGAAGACCAUUGAAAGACUGCGUGAAGAAAUUGGACAGACAAUGAUGCUUAAUGUGAAGAAAGUCCCAACAUCUGCAAAGGUACCUGAAACUGGUGGUUUGGCCAAGAUAAGCUUUUUCUUCGGAGGCUUACUUGAAAGAUUCCGUACUUAGAAAUUCAUCUACAAAGAGCUACCUACUUGUAUAGAAGAAUAAAGCACUUGAGUGAAAAAGUGUAUAAAUGUGGUAAGGUAUCCCUGUUAAAAUGCAUGUAGAUACAUUGAGAAGUUACCUUGUCAAGAAGAUAAACAAAGGGAAAAAGGAAUGGGUCUCUCCCAUUCUUAUUCUAUGCAGAACUCUGGAAGAUUAUCAGAUGACUGUGUGUUGUUCCUGCCAAAUAAAAGUACGAAAAUCUAUUGCUGUCAUA
Nicotiana tabacum (common tobacco) is the source of this 1951-nucleotide messenger RNA. The record is from RefSeq and is a predicted model, not a curated record. NCBI's taxonomy places the organism in Eukaryota, Viridiplantae, Streptophyta, Magnoliopsida, Solanales, Solanaceae.